UCAUAUUUCCAUUUAUGUCUCUAUGAUUCUAUCAUUAAAAAGAAGAUUAUAUAAAUCAAUUCUGGUUGAUUUUACCAUCUACUUGAUUGACUUUCAAAUGUGCCUUAAUUGAUUUUCAAAUCCAAUAAUUUAAUUAGAAAUCAAUUAAUGAUAUACACAGAUGUGUAAAUAAAGUUCAGAUUCCAUAAAUCAGUUUAAGUUAGAAAGUAUAUUUUUAUUGGAUUAAAACUUAAAAGAGAAAAAAAAAUUCUAGAACAAACCGCGUAAUUUAACAAGAAAACACUUGAAAUUCUAGAAAAUCAUCUCUUAAGUUAUCAGCGUAUAAAUUUAACAAGAAAACAUUAGUAAGAUUCUAGAAAACGGUCUCUUUAAGUUGUCAGCCUGCAUCUUUAUACGUUGCAAUUAAACCGUUUAAUUUAGCUCCAACGGAAAUAAAACAAAUUAUAACGUUGAAAAAAUAAAAAGAAUUCAACAGAAGGAAGAAAUAAAAAGGACGGGCAGUUCCCAAAUUAGGUCUCACCGUUCCUUUAUUUCCUCUUCCGUGGCCAUCAAACUUCCUUGGUUGCUCUCUCGUUACCUCUUUCUCUAAAGAUUUUUUUUGCCAUUUAGAAGAGUGUAUCGAAUCUCUCCCUUCCUCUAGUAAGUAUACAAAUAUAUCAUUUUUAUGAUACUUGUAUAAAUUUACUUCUAUUAUCUUCCAUUUGAGAUUCUCUUUUCCUUCUUAAGGACAAAUCAAUUCAAUCAAAUUGUCUCCUCUGUGUUUGAUGGGUUCAUAAUUUUCCCAUUUUCCUGGAAUUAAAGAGAGAAAAAAAAAAGUUUCUCUCUAUCGUUCCUAUUAAUAAUCUUGGAGAAAAAAAAUCCAUUUAUUCUAUUGCAAGAAUCCUAGUUUUAUUAUUCUUUUCCUGUGUAAGGGUUCCAAGGAGCUAGGUUUGGUGAUAUUGUUUGAACAUCAUCUCAAACCAGCUCUUCUGAAUCCAUUUCUUUCCGCUUAUUGUUUUUCGAAAAGUUCAUCACUAAAAGAAAAAUGAGGUGUUUCUCUUGUCUCGACACACGAACCAAGGAUAUGAGAAUCAACAUUGAUACCACAUCUUACCUAACCAGUGGUUCCUCAGUUGAUACAAGAAGCGAUGCAACAGGAGGAGGAGCAGGGUCGAAAUCUGGCAUUUUAGUUAAUGGGAAAGUGAAUAGCCCUAAACCAGGGGGUGGCGCAAGGAGUUUCACGUUCAAGGAGUUAGCCGCCGCAACUAAGAAUUUCCGGGAGGUGAACAUGAUCGGAAGAGGAGGGUUCGGUAGUGUCUACAAGGGACGCUUAUAUUCAGGACAAGUUGUGGCGAUCAAGCAGUUAAACCCAGAUGGGAAUCAAGGAAAUCAAGAAUUCAAAGUCGAGGUUCGCAUGCUUAGCGUCUUCCAUCAUCCAAACCUAGUAACUUUAAUCGGUUACUGUACUUCUGGUGCCCAGAGACUUCUUGUUUAUGAAUACAUGCCAAUGGGUAGCUUAGAAGAUCAUCUUUAUGAUCUUGAGCCUGAUCAGAGUCCUUUAAGCUGGAACACUCGAAUGAAAAUAGCUCUUGGUGCAGCUCGUGGGAUGGAGUAUCUUCAUUGUAAAAUAAGCCCAUCAGUGAUAUACCGUGAUUUGAAGUCCGCAAACAUUUUGUUAGACAGAGACUUUAGUCCCAAGCUAUCUGACUUUGGACUUGCUAAAGACGGUCCUGUCGGUAACAGAACACAUGUGUCGACUAGGAUCAUGGGUACGUACGGAUACUGUGCUCCAGAAUACGCCAUGAGCGGCAAGCUAACCAUCAAAUCAGAUAUAUACUGCUUUGGUGUUGUGUUACUCGAGCUUAUUACUGGUAGGAAAGUUAUUGAUUUGAAUAAACCACAUGGAGAGCAGUACCUUGUUGCAUGGGCUCGGCCGUAUCUCAAGGACUCUACGAAAUUGGGACAACUUGUGGACCCGUUGCUGCGUGGAAAGUACCCUAAGAGGUGUCUUAGUUGCGCGAUAUCUAUCACCGAGAUGUGUCUGAACGAGGAAGCGAACCGACGUCCGCAAAUAGGUGAUGUCGUGUUGGCUUUUGAGUAUAUAGCUGCCCAGAGCAAAUCUUACGAAGAGAAAAGAAUGGCUCGCAAGUCUACGGACUCUGACCGGUCAAGAGGAGAAAGAAAACAGAGUUUCUAAGUUUGUGUCAACAAAUCUGAAAGGCUCUGAUAGA
Messenger RNA from Brassica rapa (field mustard), 2210 nucleotides. Its product is annotated as probable serine/threonine-protein kinase PBL22. The record is from RefSeq and is a predicted model, not a curated record. Gene Ontology annotation, biological process: protein phosphorylation. Lineage: Eukaryota; Viridiplantae; Streptophyta; Magnoliopsida; Brassicales; Brassicaceae. Gene Ontology annotation, molecular function: ATP binding; protein kinase activity.